Rhipicephalus sanguineus (brown dog tick) is the source of this 1255-nucleotide messenger RNA. Its product is annotated as cell division cycle-associated protein 3. The transcript is spliced from 3 exons. The record is from RefSeq and is a predicted model, not a curated record. NCBI's taxonomy places the organism in Eukaryota, Metazoa, Arthropoda, Arachnida, Ixodida, Ixodidae. The coding region runs from base 166 to 765 and encodes 199 amino acids.
CGCGCGCGGCGCCGUUGUAGCGCCACGCGCAGCGACUGCCCGAUUUGUUCUUCAGGCGUUAUGGCAGUUGCUGGCGGUUGAUUCAAGUUCGUAUUGGAUUUUAAACGGGUUUUCGUAGAGCGUAAUUUUCUUCUUCCGGGUUGCUGACUCGAAGCACAUGUGGACAUGGGACAGUACAUGAGCAGAUCGGUCGGCGAAAGCGGUGGCAUGCCGGCGCAGAGCACCCCGCUGCCUGUGCGUAGGCAUGCCCGAAUGCUUACACUGUCGGAUUUAGACCCGCGAUCUCCUACAACAGAGAUUCCAAGAACACCUAUACAGAUGGAGGAACCGACGACAUCUGAUGCUUCAACAGAAGAACUAGAGAUCGAUCCAAGGUCCCCGACAACGGCAUUCCGGCGCACUCCAAUACCACUGGGAAUUAUAGCAAACAAGAAAUUUGAGCCAGAAAGUCCAAUGGCUGUGUGCUACGAGAAAAGACGUGGAUCUGCGAACGCCUCGCAUAUGCCUGGCAAAACAACACACAAAGAAAGGAAGCCCAAGAAGUGCGAUGAAGACCUGAGUGGCACGCAGAAGCAGUCGACAGUAAGCAGUACGCCGCCUUGUGAACGCCCCGUGCUGAAGAACACCAGCCGUCCAAACACCCUCUUGAGGUCUCUACAGCAAAGCCAUUUGCAGAGAGCUGGCAAAGCAGACUAUGCGGCUGCCCCCAAACGGCCCAACUUUUCAGAGGAGAAGGAGAACAGCAUCAUGCCAGCAAAUGCUUAGUGCCGCACUUAAUCACUGCACACGCUUGGUUACUAUGUGUGUUGUGUGCGUCUUUUAUCUUCAGGUUACUUUUAUUUUUUAAAUUUUAAAAAGAAGUGACAAUAUCAGCUACAGUGAUCUCAUUUCAGCGUGACGAAAUGUCCUUUUCAAGGGCCCCGUCAGCGUCUCCUUUGUGUGCGUGGGUGUGGUUACUCUGCUUGCUUCCCUUUAGCAGAUACCGUCUUGGCGUCCGAUGGAAGAAGCUACACUUAUGCUGUCUGGGUAGUUUGAGAGUGGCUUGGUGUGUGUCUUUGGCUUCACGUGUUGGAUGGAUGAGUCGCUUUGCUGAGUGUGGUGUCCUCAUGUAUUUUCCAGAGUGACUUUUUUUUACAACUACUAUUAGAAUGAAUUGCGCAAGCGCAAGGCCUCCAGUUUUUGCUACAUGUUAUGCACUGACUGUACAAAUCUAUUGUAAGCACGCUGAAUAAAGCAUCUUGCACAGUUUAGUUUC